Molecule: messenger RNA, 6271 nt
Organism: Schistocerca gregaria
Lineage: Eukaryota; Metazoa; Arthropoda; Insecta; Orthoptera; Acrididae
Product: glutamate-gated chloride channel-like
Exons: 11
Coding region: 80-1420 (446 amino acids)
Biological process (GO): chemical synaptic transmission; nervous system process; chloride transmembrane transport
Cellular component (GO): synapse; membrane; neuron projection
Molecular function (GO): transmembrane signaling receptor activity; extracellular ligand-gated monoatomic ion channel activity; chloride channel activity
Source: RefSeq, a predicted model, not a curated record
UGCAGUGCGAGCUGCGCGCCGCCGCCACCACCCACAGCGGAUACGGAGAGGGCGGGGACGAUUGCUCGCAGACGUCAUUAUGGCUGCCGCUGAGUGUCCGGCGGCGGUGCGGAUCGCCGGACUAGCGACGGUGCUGCUGCUGCUGCUGCCCGGCGUGAGAGCCAUCACUGGAGAGUCUGAGAUCCUGGAGCGUAUACUGAACCCCACCAAGUACGACCGCAACGUCAGGCCGCCAGCAGAAAACGGCACAGGAGGACCAGUCGAUGUCAAAAUAGAUCUCCUCCUCCGCAGGCUGUUGGCAGUCAGCGAAGCUAAUAUGGACUUCACUGCGCAGCUGUCGGUGGUUCUGACGUGGCACGACCCACGUCUCAGGUACGACGACAUGGACACGGGACGCAGGCGGUUCGUGACGCUGACGGAGGUGAGCCGUGCGUGGCAGCCAGACGUGUUCUUCAGCGAGGAGAAGCAGGGCCACGUGCACGACAUCGUCACGCCCAACGUCUACAUGCGCAUCUCACCCGACGGCCUGGUGCGCUUCAGUGUCAGGACAUCGAUGGCGUUCGCCUGUGACAUGGAUUUCCGCCGGUAUCCGAUGGACACACAGACCUGCACUAUCUCUAUGCAGAGCUAUGGGUACACGGAGGAGGACCUGCGGCUGUCGUGGGGCGACCGUGACGAGGUGCACCUCGUGAAGCAGCACAGCUCCGCCGGGCUGUUCUCCAUCGCCAGCCUGCAGGCUGCCGACUGCACCGCCAGGGCGCGCGGAGCGGCGACGAGCUGCCUGCGGGCGGUGGUGCGGCUGUGGCGGGACCCGCGGCCAGCGCUGCUGCGCGCCUACUUGCCGAGCGCGCUGCUGGUGGCUGCGUCGUGGGCCGCCUUCUGGAUGCGCCGCCGCUGGGGCCGCGUGGCCGCCGCCGCCCUCGCCGCCGCCGGCGUCGCCUACGUGACGACGCCGCCGCUGGCCGCGCUGCCGCCGCUGCCCUACUCGCCCGCGCUGCGGCUCUGGCGCGACGCCUGCCUCGGCUUCCUCGCCUGCGCCGUCCUCCAGGUGCUGGUGGUGGCGUACCUCGCGUACGACCAGCGGUGCCGGCGGAGGGCGCGGCUGGCGGACCCGGAGGCGGCGAGGCAGCAGCAGCAGCAGCAGCAGCAGCAGGAGGCGGCGCCCAGCCAGGCGGCCGACACCAACUCCUCCUUCGGCAUGAAGCUGGUGUCGCCGGCGGCGGGUGCGGCGCGCGCCCCCUCGGCGGACGAGGCGGAGGCGGAGGCCGAGGGCGAGGAGAGCCGGUCGGAGGGCGGCUGGCUGCGCGCCUGGCUGGGCUCCCCGGCGGUCGGCGGCCGCCUCGACAUCGUCUGCCGCGCCGGCUUCCCCGCCGCCUUCGCGCUCUUCAACCUCACCUACUGGGCCGCCGUGCUCAACUAGCCAUGCCGCGCUCCACCCCGCGGUGAUCCUACCUACCACGCACAUCUCUCACCGUACAGGGCGAAUCCCAACUCUACCAGAGAUUGUCCAGGGCUGUUUUCUGAGUAUUUUGGUGCAAGUGACCCGUAGCCUGCGCCUAAUCGUUACAGAGUACUUAUUCGCUUUCUUAUUCCGAUUAUCUUUCUUUCUGUGAAAACAUCUUCCCAAAAGCGAAACGUACGUCUCACGUAAACCAUCUUUCAUUCUAACAUGCAAAUAUGCGGUUUCUCUUACGCGCCCACGUACAGAUUGUGUUUUCCGUCACUGAGGUGACAGCUCAGUGAGCGCCGUCAUGCUACUCUUCCACCACAUUCAGCGAACGCAUACACGAGAUGGAUAUUCCGAAACUCUUCAACAAUAUAUCGACCCAUACUGUUGUACAUCAAAGUUGGCAUACAACUAACACAGCCGGAAGAGCAAAUCCUGCAACACAACGAAGCUGUACUGAAAGCAAGCUUGAGCGUCAAAGUGAAAUGGGCAUUACUGUUGUCAAUAGCAAGUACCGAGAGUCAAUGGAACAAGUACGUCUCCAAACGAGAAAAGUACUCUUAGUAUCGACAUUUGUACUGUUGCGCAGAUUCUUUCAGCGCACCAAAGAUACAGAGAUAAAAACGACCAAGAAAUCAAACGAAAUAGAAUUACUUGAGAGCACGCACCUUUUAUAAUUUUAAUUAAUAUUGUGUUUAUACUCGUUGCUGAUGAGGAGGAAAAUUAGUUAUUAGUAUUUUAUUAAUGAUCUCAUUCAUAAGCAGCCAUAUCACAGUCGCUCAAGAAAAUUAUAAUGAAGUUUUACUUGUUUCAUCAGAAUCGGAUGAUGACUCUCCUCGUCCGCAGCCUCGAUCAUUCGAAGCGAUCGGCAAUCCCGUAUAAAUAAAAUGUCUUGGUUUUCUUGCUUUGCGUAGUCAGUCGAAAAACCUUAGAUCAAACGGAAGGUUUGCUUUGACAAUUCAUCGGAAGUUCCCUUCUGAUUACCAACGAAACGACACCUGCGUGCAAAUUUCCAAUUAGAGAAUACAUCUAUAAUGAAAUUCCUUACACACUUUUGAUGUAAAUGCUCAGUAUAUAUUUGCUUGAGAAGCAUACAAUAUAUUUUCAAUCUCUUUCUUCCAGUUAUUUUGAUAGCAAAAUUACAAUUAUUCAAUGUGGCUAUUCGGCACGGAGAAAAUCCUAGAAGACCUCCCAACACCCCAGAGAGAAUAUUGGAAAGAGUAAUUAUGCGCUCAUGGAAUAGUAAUAGUUCUGUACUACUUUGCGCAUCAAUUCUGCGAGUAUAUAGAUGGUCAAGUAGGAAACGUAAUUCACUCAUAAAAUUGUGUAGGGAUAAUUAGUAGAAUAUAACGAGAUAUUACACCUUAUACCAAAAUACUCAAAAAAUGUUCCUAAACAACCUCUGAAAUUUUAUCGAUGGUGUACAAGUUCAAUCUUAGAACCUCUAUAACUAAGCUCAUAGGGUGAACAAUUAGUCAUCCGUCGGUUUGAAGCAGAUAGUAAUUUCAUGAAUCUAAGGUACGCGCAGCGGAAUAUACCUGCUUGCAGUGUGCAGAUCAAUGUUCAGUUUAGAGAAGACAUGAUAAAAUUUACGAUGAAAUAUUUUUAAAAGACAUACAGGUAGAAAAGGAUUAUGUAAUGUUAUAUACACUGCUGUUUGGAAAAAGUGAAACACGAAGGCCGAGAAAUGUGAUUACAAUGAACUUUAUUUCACAGACUAGCGACAUGAUACAACACAAAUUAUUAUCAUUAACCCUUCAAUGCUUAGUGUAGCUCAUCAGCUACAGACAUCAUUUCUUCGAUGUAUCCCGUACUGAGCAACAUUUUGUAAGAAAUUCGUUAUGGAGUUAAGUGUAUACACGCUAUUGCAGCUGCUAAACUGCUAGUCGUUCUUCAUAGCGAUCGUAAAUGGCAGGAUGAACUGAACUAGUUCGACAAUCAGCUGUGGGGAUGCACUGUCGCGUGUGUGUUUCGGCGGAAGGUAGAGACGUUUUAUUGGUGUUUGUGCACUGAUUUGUGGGUUUCAAAAUUAUUUUUUUAUUUUGAAAACGUAAGUAGAUAUUAUGUAGACAUUUAAUUUGAGUGUCUUUACGAUAGAUUUGAAAUUAGGUGUGUUUUUGUUUUUGUAGCGAUUGUCAACAACAAUGGUUUGUUAAUUUAAUUAAAACAUUUUUUCAAUAUUUUUUUCGUAAUGUAGGCACUAUAAACUAAACGUCGCAAUUUUUACAGCUUGAAAUAAAAAAUCAUGCAUUUAAGGGUUAAGGACCCGUACAUGCACUGUGACUGUAGAAAUUCAGUACCGAGUAGCACCACAAUGUGAAGCAAUCAGAGAAGCUAGACAUUGUGCCAUGGAAUCAAAGAGUGCCUGAAUAUGCUGCUCGGGAAUACUCUGCCACACAGUUUGUAGCCACAGCCACAAAGCAUCAACUGUGGCUGCAGGAGCACCUGGAGGAACAAGCUGUCGACAUGUUCUGUGGGUGACAUGUUAUGUGAAAGGGCAGGCCAGGGAAGUAGUGGCACGUGUCCUUCUCCAAAGAAGGCUUACACAUCGCUCGCCACAUACGGCCCGGCGUUGUCCUGCUGAAAUAUGGCAUAUGAGACAUCCUGCACGAGAAGCAAUGCUUGAGGCUGUAAAAGUUCCUGAUGUAGUGGUAGCUGUUCAAAUUGCGCUCAAGACGUAGGAAUUGCGAUCGCGUCACCGCCGCCACAAACCAUCACACUUGGCGUUUGUCUGCUAUGCAUCUCAAGAAUGCAGUCCGCCCGAUUACGUACACCAUGGCGGCAUCGAACGCAUAUGUGGCCAUCACUAUAGGACAAGUUGAAGCGGGAGUCGUCCAGAAAACGCUAAAUUUUUCAACUCAGCAUUUCACUGUUCGUUCACAUUCCAAUUGCACUGUGUUGCUGGUGGAUUCUGGUCAAUGCAAGCCGACGCAACGGCAUGUGUGCCACUUGUCCAACUUGCAGAAGAUAGCAUCGAACUGCCACCCCAGACAUGUCCACCUUCGUUGCAGCUCUCCAUCAUAGUGCCGAACAGUGUCGUCAAAGCUGUUCUGUCAAUUACAGCCACGUGGACAAGAUGGCAGCCAUCUCGCACUCUGAUCACACUGUGUCCGUCAGUUCCCUGUCGGUGCUGCAUAUGGCGUUCUUGUUUCCAAUGCUUCUACACAGGACCGGCGCAAGGCACGUGCGAAACGUGCGGCCGCACGGGGCGGCACUUUCCGAGGCAAAUCUGCCGUCCCCCCUUUUUUUCCCAACUCAACAUUCAUGCUCAAGGGGGGAUUCGAAACCAAACCUCGGAGGGAGCGGCUUCGGGAACUGUGGCAUGGUGCCUCGACUACCUGCCGGCCACCCCUGUUGAACAAGGGUAGUGAGGAGGACUAAUUUCUUCCUCGCCACUGUGGCAGCACCGUAGUGUUUACGCCGGAGGAACAGAGAGUGGGAAGCAGUCUGGCGUGCGUGCCAGUAUUCUUAUGAGUGGAGCGCUGUCAGCCUGUUACACGCCGUGCGUUCACUCACAACUAAUUUUGCAGAAGACGAAAUCUAAUUUGGAAAUUCGAAUGCAAUGUUCGAUACUACGGUUACAUGUUAAGCCUGAAGCAAUUUUGCUAAGCCCUUCAAUGGCAGUUUCCGAGUGUUUUAUUCUUCCCACAUUAUGGAAAAAAAUUGUUAAACGUUACUACAGUCAAACAUGUCCAACACCUACAAUGGCUAGAAGUAUACCGAAUGGGGAAAUACGCUGCGAGUAAUUACAAAGGAUAAAGACAUCGCUAAUAAGCCUGGCAUAAGUUGGGUUUCGACGUAUUUUUGAAAAUUGUUGCUAUCCAUUUCUGAGUGACAGUCGGACGUUUUGGUUUUUGAGCCAUAAAACACCUGUCUCCGCCUGCCCAAACAACAAUUAAACUCUGACCGUCACUUUUGUUUGACAAUACUACUUGACCCACUAGAUGUAAGCACACAUUAAAAGCUUUGAGAAUGGGCACUCAGUGGCCGAAACCUAGGUAGAUCUGAAAAGUUAAAACAAAAAUUGAGAUUGAUUGCUGACAUUUCCUACAGAUUUGUUUCAAUAAAAUUCCAUAAAAGGUUUGUAAAAAAAAUUUAAAAAACGGGGGGGACGACGACAAUUUAGCACCUCGCACGGGGCUGCACUUGUGCUUGCGCCGGCCCUGGUUCUACAUAUGCCUCGCUGUUGAAGUAGCGUACCCCGAAAAGACGACAAUGUCACGGAACAACAGACCUGCCUCCCAGAGACCAAUCAUUCAGCCCAUUCGAUCGUACUCACAUGCCGAUAUUCCACCCUGUGAUGUCAGCAAGGCAUAGUGGCACGUCUUUACUGGUUUAAACUUUGUAUGACGCCUCCAUACAAACUGAACUUUGCCUAACACUGACCUCCUCAGACACACGAAAAUGGCCGCUGUUUGGCCUACAUGCACACCACUGGAAUGCCACUUAAAUCACCUAUUAUGCAUGCUUCCGCUGUUCUACGUGUCCUCUUAAAGUGGAGUGUUGCACUUCUGAGUAUUUCACUUUUUACAAACAGCAGUGUACGUAUUCCUCUGAUUCAGCUACACAGUACGCACUGUAUUUCUCAAGAUACAAAAAUCUGUGAAAUUGUCCGCCAUAAAUUGUUUAAUAGAAAACAUCACUUUUUCCUCUUGAAGAAUUAAGUGAAACCUUUCUAGUGAACCAAGCUUCAUUGCAAAUACAUUACUGCAUUUUAGUUCAGUGUAAAUUUCUGGUGUUUGAGCAUUGAGUUUUAAACAGUGUGUCAAAACAUUAAAAUUCACUCCGCACAAUGUGCUGUGUUGUGCUGCAAUUGGAAAUUUA